This is a messenger RNA of Paramuricea clavata, 981 nucleotides long. The record is from the annotation of a GenBank genome assembly. Lineage: Eukaryota; Metazoa; Cnidaria; Anthozoa; Malacalcyonacea; Plexauridae.
AUGCAUGCUCUAUACAAAAUACGUAAAAACGUAGAUUUUCACUGCCUACCCGCUAAUUUAGCUUGUAAAAUCUUCGACAGUGUGAUUUCACCAAUUCUACUUUAUAAUUCGGAAAUAUGGGGAGCAUACAUAGACAAUGAUUUCGCCAAAUGGGAUAAAACCGUCACUGAAAAAGCUCAUUUGAAAUUCUGUAAACUAUACUUGGGUGUCAACAGAAAAGCCAGUAACCUUGCCAGUAGAGGGGAACUGGGAAGAUACCCAUUACAAAUUUCAAUACUUAAAAGGAUACUUAGGUAUAUUAAAAACAUAUGCCAACUCCCAGAUUCAUGUAUCGCGAAACAAGUUUUCCAUUAUUCGAAAGAGCUAUACAUGAACAAUAAUGAAUCUUUUUACUCCAAUGUCAUAAAAGUUUUGAAAAGAUAUCUUCCUGAACUAGACGAUACAAUGGAUCUAGAAACAUUUACUAAAGACACGAUUGUAGAUUCUUUCAUCAAAAAAAGUGUCAAAGACAACUAUGUUUCAUUCUGGAAUGAUCAAGUAAGAAAUUCCAGAAAACUAUCAUUUUACUAUACAUUUAAAAAGAAAUAUAAAAUGGAAGAAUAUCUUAACACAAUAAAAGACCCAUCCCAAAGAAGAAUGUUUGCAAAAUUCCGAAUAAGUAAUCACAAACUACUUAUAGAGUACGGCCGCUAUCAAAAUAUACCCCGUGAAGAAAGAUAUUGUAAAUUAUGCGGCACUCAGAAAGUCGAAGACGAAUUUCACUUUGCCUUCGAAUGUCAAAAUUAUGAAAACAUUAGGAAUGAUUCCAGCAAUAUACUGAAAAACAUUUUUCAAAUGACUCUUGUAACAGAGUCAAAGCAAAACUUAUUGAGUCAUGUUAUUUCAAGCACUGAUUCAGUUUUAAUCGAUCUAUUUUCAAAAUUCAUUGCAAAAUGUUUUAACAUUAGAGACAAAAGCCUUCAAACAAGAGAUACUAACUAA